AUGUCUUCAACAUCACAGCAACCCGAGGCGGCCAUCGCUGCCGCCGCUCCGAAGAAGGAGGACAUCAGGGCCGGCGUCAUGGCCCAGGUCCGCUCCCUCGUUGCUGGCGGCUUCGGCGGUGUAUGCGCUACCCUCGUUGGUCAUCCGUUCGAUCUGGUUAAGGUGCGUCUGCAGACGGCCGAAAAGGGCCUCUACUCUGGCGCCAUCGAUGUGGUCCGGAAGAGCGUGGCCAAAGAUGGUUUGCGACGUGGUCUAUAUGCUGGUGUGAGCGCACCACUGCUCGGCGUUACGCCCAUGUUCGCUGUCUCCUUUUGGGGCUACGACCUGGGCAAGACCAUUGUCCGUGCCACCUCGACCCUCAACCCUGACGGCAGCCUGACCCUCGGCCAAAUCGGUUUUGCCGGCUUCUUCUCUGCCAUCCCUAUGACCGCCAUCACUGCACCAUUUGAGCGUGUCAAGGUCAUCCUUCAGGUCCAAGGUCAGAAGAAACUUGCUCCCGGCGAAAAGCCCAAGUACUCUGGCCCUCUGGACGUCGUUCGCCAGCUGUACCGCGAGGGCGGUGUUCGCUCCGUCUUCCGUGGCUCGGCCGCUACCCUGGCCCGCGACGGCCCCGGCUCUGCUGCUUACUUCGUCACAUACGAGAUCAUCAAGAAGAAGCUUACCCCGACCGAUCCUGUCACGGGCAAGCCCAAGGGCGAGCUGAGCCUGACGGCCAUCAUGGUGGCCGGUGCCGCUGCUGGUGUUGCCAUGUGGAUCCCUGUCUUCCCUGUCGACACUGUCAAGAGCCGCCUGCAGACUGCUGAGGGCAACGUCACUAUUGGCGGCGUCGUCCGCGGCCUGUACAGCCAGGGCGGCUUCAAGGCCUUCUUCCCUGGCUUCGGCCCUGCUCUCGCCAGAGCCGUCCCUGCCAAUGCCGCCACUUUCGUCGGUGUCGAGCUGGCCCAUGCGGCUAUGAAGAAGAUGUUCGACUAA
Thermochaetoides thermophila DSM 1495 is the source of this 972-nucleotide messenger RNA. Its product is annotated as putative mitochondrial carnitine protein. The coding region runs from base 1 to 972 and encodes 323 amino acids. Gene Ontology annotation, cellular component: mitochondrial envelope. Lineage: Eukaryota; Fungi; Ascomycota; Sordariomycetes; Sordariales; Chaetomiaceae. The record is from RefSeq and is a predicted model, not a curated record. The transcript is spliced from 2 exons. Gene Ontology annotation, molecular function: O-acyl-L-carnitine transmembrane transporter activity. Gene Ontology annotation, biological process: mitochondrial transport; carnitine transmembrane transport.